UGCUACUCAUGGACAUCUGCGAGAAACUCAAAAGGCUAAAGCCCACAGAAAUUAAGCCUACCCAUCAAAUCUUCACGAAAACACGUGUGUUCAUAGAUAGAUGUUAGAUGGAGCGAACUGAAAAGGAAAGGGGAAAGAAGGAAAAUUAAGAGAGAACCAGCGCUGAAGUAGAUGAAGACCUCCGACCUCCUCAACAGUUCAAGGUUUGAAAUCCCUAAUUCCCUGAAGUCUGCAACUCCAUAAGCGAGACAGAAAGGCAGCUAGAAAUCCUCGCUUUCCGUUGAUCUUUGCGUGCGUCUUCCUCCCGCAUUAUUGUUACCAGAUAUCUGCUCCUGAAGACUCCUACCUACAAAUAACUCCAUAUGCUGUCUUAGUUUGUUUGGUUUCUUAAAAACAUGUCUGCAAGAGGGCGAGUUCCACCUUCUUUUGAAAGACGGUCCAUCCAAGCUCCUGUGAUGAUGAGACAUCGUCCAUUUCUUGGAGAUCAUCGAUCAUUGGAGCCCCUUCCUCCACCCGAGGUUUUAGAGAAUAAGAUUGCUUCACAAGCAGCAGAAAUGGAACGAUUAGCACGGGACAAUCACAGAUUGGCAGCUAUACAAGUUGCUAUGAGGGAGGACCUCACUGCUGCUCAUCAGGAAUUACAAAGGCUCAAGGCACACGCUAGAAGCAUCCAGACUGAAAGUGACAUUCAGAUCAGGUUUUUACUGGAUAAGAUUGCAAAAAUGGAAGCUGAUAUUAGGUCUGGUGAGAAUAUAAAGAAAGACCUGCAAAAGGCACAUUCAGAGGCCCAGAGCUUGGUCAAUGCAAGGGGGGAGCUGACUGCACGAAUUCAACAGGUCUCUCAGGAAUUGCAGAAGGCUCGAGUUGAUAUAAAUAUUCUACCAGAAAUGCAUGCUGAGCUGGACAGUUUGACUCAGGAACACGAGAGAUUACGAGAGACAUUUGAGUCUGAGAAAGGUUCAAACAUGGAGCAGGUGGAGCAACUAAAAGGAAUGGAGAAGAAUCUAAUUGGAAUGGUACAAGAAGUGGAAAAGUUGCGUGCUGAGGUCUUGAAUGCGGAGAAUAGAGCACUUGCAGGUAACCCUUUUGGAGGUGGCUACAUGAAUCAUAAUCAUCCAUACCCACCCUAUGCGCGAGGCAGUGGUGCAUAUUUUGAAGGAUAUCGCAGACCCGGUGUCUCAAUGGCUAGCGGGCCAGGAGGAGAGGCAAUGAUUCCAUAUGGAAACAGCUAUGGUCCGGCUGCUACUGGAGGGAUCGGUAAUGCACCUGUCUCGGGUGCUGGUGAUGCUAUUUGGGGAGGGCCUUAUAAGCCAUAACUGGCUAAGAGGUGAAAAUGGAGUGCUGGUGCCACCUGGGGAGGGCCAUACGAGAUCCAUCACUUGCUGGUUGGUGAACAUGGGAAAUAUUAUUGAACUAUUAUUUGAAAGAGCAAGUUUUUCCUUGCUCAGCAUGGAGGAUGUAAGAUUGUGAUACCCAGUACCUUGACCAGAAGAUUUUGGGACAUGAUCCGACUCCUAUUUUAUUCGAAUUAUAUAGUUUAUUCUUUUUUUAUGCCUCUCAGGGGUGAUUGAUUUAAAGUUUUUGUACAUCCUUGUAAUUUAAGACUUUGCUAAAACUUUUGUUUCUCCUGUUGGACCUUGGAGCAAAUACAGGGUGAUUAGCAAGUUCAUGCUCUGAGAAAUGGAAUGCUAUUUGGGCUUGUUCAGCA
Tripterygium wilfordii is the source of this 1708-nucleotide messenger RNA. Its product is annotated as protein FLX-like 4. The record is from RefSeq and is a predicted model, not a curated record. The transcript is spliced from 4 exons. The coding region runs from base 396 to 1316 and encodes 306 amino acids. NCBI's taxonomy places the organism in Eukaryota, Viridiplantae, Streptophyta, Magnoliopsida, Celastrales, Celastraceae.